AUGCAGAGACGCUUCGGCAUCUUUGUCUCUCUGAAAGACACAGAGAGAGAAGUCGACCUCCAGAAGAGGGAGAUCAAGUUGUUAAAACAUGAGCUUGAAGAGGCACACGCACUGGCAGACCUCGCUGCCAAACCCAUUAUGAUGGGGGCCUCCCAGGUCAGGGGGAGGGGAUGCGGUUCCGGGCCUCAUGAGGUGCGACCCCAUAUGGGGACUAACGCACCAAGGGGCGGGGCACCGACUAUCCCGCCACCCCAUGGGCAGGCGACCCUGUCCAGGUUGCAUAAGGGCCCGCCCUCAGGAGGGCAAACCCAUGUCGAGGGGAGAUGGGAAGACGAUGGCCAAAGCCAACAAAUUCUCGGCCCAACCCAAGCUGAGAGCAAGCUAUCACCCCCGGUGAUAGUGGACAACACAAGCCAACUCCGAAAGGAGUUGGAUGAGACAGAAUCCCUCAUGAAAGGGAAACAAGAGAGCGAGACAAGCUCCUCACUCAGGCCAUCCAAAUAG
This is a messenger RNA of Cantharellus anzutake, 504 nucleotides long. RefSeq lists its product as uncharacterized. Bases 1 to 504 code for a protein of 167 amino acids. NCBI's taxonomy places the organism in Eukaryota, Fungi, Basidiomycota, Agaricomycetes, Cantharellales, Hydnaceae. The transcript is spliced from 2 exons. The record is from RefSeq and is a predicted model, not a curated record.